AUGUCUCCCCAUGCCGUCAGCAACCCAGUGCUUGAUGUGAUUAUCGUGGGAGCCGGCAUUGCUGGUCUCGCCGCUGCACACGCGAUUCACGGCGCCGGUCACCACGUCACCAUUGUCGAAGGCGCAUCCGUUCUCCGAGAAAUUGGCGCCGGAGUCUUGAUCUCCAGCAAUGCGACCCGCGAACUCAUCCGCUGGGACCUCGAAGACGAUCUGAAAGAUGUCAUUGUCCAGAGCAGGGUGUCAAGGGUGUUGAGAUGGGACGAUGGGAAGGUGCUGAGCGAGGUCAAGAUGGACCCCAGUUUUGCGCUCAAGAAGUACGAUGCACCUGUGUGGAUGCUUCAUCGGGCAGAUCUUCAUACGGUAAUGCUGAAGAAGGUGCAGAGCUUGGGGAUCGAGAUCAGGCUGGGUUCGAGAGUGGUCGAUGCCGACGUGGCCAAGGCGAGCGUGAGUCUGGCCUCCGGAGCCGUCUUGGACUGCGACUUCAUCGUCGGAGCUGAUGGCGUCCGGAGCAAGAUGCGGGACAUCAUCUCGCAGACGCCGGUUCCCGCGAUGCCUACUGGAGACUAUGCCUUCCAGUUUGCCCUGGACAUUGAACAGCACAAGGACGAUCUGGUGAUUGCGCCGUUGGUGGAAGGCCAUACGGCAACUGCUUGGUGGGGACCAGGCAGGCAUGUCAUCGGCACCCUGCUCCGCGGCGAGAAGCUCUUCAAUUGCGUCGCAGUCUUCCCUGACGACGGCUCUCUCGGUGACGAGCACAAGCAACUAGGAGCAGACGUGGACGAACUUCGCCGGAACUUCAGCGACUGGUGUCCAGCUGUCCGCACUAUCCUCUUCCACGCAGACCCCGGCUCCAUUGUCAAAUGGAAGCUUCAAGACCUCGAUCCGCUCGAGUCCUGGCACCGCGGGCACGCCGGCGCAUCUCAGGCGAUCGAGGACGGCGCCGUCCUGGCCCAAUGCCUCGCCCACCUGCCCCUCGACCGCGUCGGUCCCGCGUUCCAGGACCUGCGAUUUUCCCGCGCCACGCAGAUCCAGCAGAAUGCGCGCAGACAGAAGAUCGAGAACCAUUAUCCGGACGGGCCGGAGCAGCAGGCGCGGGACGAGAGGCUCAAGGACCCGACGCAGGUGCGAGCGUGGCGGUGGGAGCCGGUGGCGGGCAAGCCGACCAAGAGUUGGAGCGACGGGCUGUUUGGGUAUGAUUCAAGGGCUGAAUGCGACGAGUAUUUCAGAGAGCAUGAUGCCAGACGGCUAUUUGUAAAGCAGGCUGUAUAG
Molecule: messenger RNA, 1269 nt
Organism: Cladophialophora psammophila CBS 110553
Lineage: Eukaryota; Fungi; Ascomycota; Eurotiomycetes; Chaetothyriales; Herpotrichiellaceae
Exons: 4
Coding region: 1-1269 (422 amino acids)
Biological process (GO): secondary metabolite biosynthetic process
Molecular function (GO): monooxygenase activity; FAD binding
Source: RefSeq, a predicted model, not a curated record